Molecule: messenger RNA, 6979 nt
Organism: Portunus trituberculatus (swimming crab)
Lineage: Eukaryota; Metazoa; Arthropoda; Malacostraca; Decapoda; Portunidae
Product: sodium-independent sulfate anion transporter-like
Exons: 12
Coding region: 291-2276 (661 amino acids)
Biological process (GO): transmembrane transport
Cellular component (GO): membrane
Molecular function (GO): sulfate transmembrane transporter activity
Source: RefSeq, a predicted model, not a curated record
UUUACGCGAGUGUGAUGCGUGUGAUCGAGUUUGCAAGCGUGAGAAUGUAGGUGUGCGAGGUGUGGUGGCGAUGUGGUGUGUGGGACGAGAGGCGAUGCGCAGCGCAACCUCUGAGCAAACCAGCGGUGGAGGUUGCCUGUAGCUUUAGUCUGACACCAUUCGGCUCCCGGUGAGGUGUGCGGCCACGCGCGGCACGGACACUCAGAGUGAAAAAGAGAGGGAGUGCCCGUUUGGACUCACGCGAGAGAAGCAGUGAUCCGUGGGGCUCGGGGACACUCAGCCGCGCCGCCAUGGAGUGUGACAACAUCAAUCGUGAGGACGCGGUUUAUCGCAGCACAGUGGUGGCCCUCGAGGGGGACGCUCCCAGCCCGCCAGGGGGAGUCUUCUACUUCCUGAGGAACAAAGCAGGGCGAUGUUUGAGCCGCAAGACACUGCACCGCCGCCUGCCGUGCCUCACGUGGCUGCGGAGCUACAAUGCCGAGUGCCUGCUGGGGGACCUGGUGGCGGGCUUGACUGUGGGCCUCAUGAUAAUCCCGCAGGCCCUGGCGUACGGCAUCGUGGCGGGCCUUACCCCCAGCGAUGGUCUGUACUCGGCCUUCAUCCCUUGCUUCGUGUACUUCUUGCUGGGGUCCACCAUGGAGAUGAACAUCGGGCCCACGGCGAUCAUGGCCCUGAUGACCUACCAGUACAGCAGCAGCGGCGGGGUGGUCUAUGCCGUGCUCCUCUGCUUCACCUCAGGCCUCAUAGAAUUCGUGUCCGGUGUUAUCAACCUUGGCUUCCUCAUCAACUUCAUCUCGCAGCCUGUCAUCAGUGGCUUCACCUCCGCCGCCGCCAUCACCAUCGCGUCCUCGCAGCUCAAAGCGCUCUUCGGCCUCUCCCUGAAAACCAAGGGCCUCGUGGACACCUGGGUCAAGGUCUUCUCUAACAUUAAGGACUUCAGGUGGCAGGAUCUCACGCUGGGCCUUGUGUGUAUCGUCUUGCUACUACUGCUCAAGGAGGUGCGGUCCAUCCGGUGGCCAUGUCUGGACCACAGUAGCCGUGGCCUGGGACAACGGGUGCUCAAGAAGGUGAUUUUCUACCUCUCAGUGGGACGCAAUGCUCUGGUAGUCAUCAUUGCUUCUGUCAUCGCUUACUCCCUGGAUGGCGAUGACCAGCCCUUCACUAUAACAGGUCAUGUGGAGCCAGGCAUCCCCAAGGCAAGUUUGCCAGCCUUCUCCACAAUCAACACCAACACCAAUGAGACAGUGCCAUUCCCAGAGAUCAUGAGUGACAUCGGCAUUGGGGUGGUGAUGGUGCCUUUCAUCGCCAUCCUGGACCACAUUGCCAUUGUCAGCGCCUUCGCCAAGGGACGCACCUUUGAUGCCACUCAGGAAAUCAUCACACUGGGCAUUGCUAACCUUGUUGGUUCCUUCUUUGGGUCAAUGCCCACAACUGGGUCCCUGUCUCGGUCAGCCGUGAACCUAAGCAGUGGAGUGAGGACGCCUGCUGGGGGCCUGGUGACAGGAGUGAUGGUGCUGCUGUCAUUGGCUUUCCUCACCCCAGCCUUCAGAUACAUUCCGAAGUCCACGUUAGCAGCAGUGAUCAUGUGUGCAGUGAUCCACCUCAUUGACUACUCCAUUGUCAUGCCUCUGUGGCGCAGCAAAAAGAUUGACCUGGUGCCCCUUCUGGUGACCUUCAUAGCCUGCCUCAUGUGGGGCCUGGAGUGGGGCAUCCUGCUGGGCAUUGGCCUUAACCUGUCCAUGUUGCUGUUCUCCAUUGCCACGCCCUCGGUGAAGGUCGCCCUCGUCCCUCCAGGGAAGCAGCAUGGUGGCUACGUCCUGGUGACUCCAGCACAUGGUGUCAGCUACCCAAGCACAUCCCACAUCAGGGCUACCAUCAGGAAGGCUGGGCUCAAGCAGGCUGGUGGCUCCCUCCCAGUGGUUAUUGACUGCACCUUCAUUGACACAGCUGACUACACUUCAGCUAAGGGCAUCAAGGGCAUGGUAGAAGACUUCCAGCUGCGUGGACAGACGUUGGUGUUCCUGUGUAUGAAGCCUCGGGUACUGCAGACAGUGGCAGCCCUGCAUGAUGGCAUCACAGUCUGCUCCAGCUUUGAUGCCUUGCCUGAGGCUCUGGCAGACGGAGAGACUGAGGUGGGCAUAGAGACAGUGAAUGGAGACACCCUCCACCCAGCAGGAGACUUGGUUGUGUCCACCAUGAUCUCCACGCCUACCUCAGACACCAGUGAUGCGGCCAAUCCUUUGCUCACCACCACCACCUUCCUGGAGGAGAAGUAGCAGAUCUUGACGCCCAUCACAAGCACCAAUGUAUAUUCCUUGGCACUCACAAGCUUAUCAGAUGGUUCAGGAAGCCAUCUAGCCUUUCUUUAACUGGUUGGUAAUUCAAAUUUGUAAAUUAUGUAGGCUUGCUGGCUGCACCAAUAUCAUGCGUACAUGGGGUGCAUUUGUAAAGAUUUAAAAAAGUCCACUUGUGCCUGAGAUAAUGACCUGAGGCUUCCAGCAGUGUGCAGUGUUAGUGGGAGAGUAGUGGUAGAUAGGUAGUGGUGAUGCAGCGCUGGGUUGAAGCCCAGUGAGUGGCAAGGGGCACUGGUCUGUGGGGACAGUCAUGCAGGUGGAAAUGUAAUCCUUGAUAUAUGGGCUUUCAGUCAAAAUACCUCAUGAUUAGCAUGAAUCAGAAUUAUUAAUUUCAGGAGAGAUACUAGAAUGCAGAAUGCAAAUGUUCAAAUUAGGAAAAUAUAAAAAUGGAUGUCCGUAAUAUUCAAUGCAUGUAAAUAACAAAAGCCAAUAUGAAGCAUAGCUAUUAAUACUUAUGGAGGCCUUGAAUCACUGUUAGAUUAGUGUUGAUGCUGUAUGUGCAGCUUUAUAAAUUAUUAAAUAUCAUGGCACCUCAUAUUAUUAUUGGCAAAGGGACAACAUAACGAGUAAUGACUAAACAACCACCGAGGCGAGAAUCACAGUGACAAACUGCAAUAAUCUCUUCAUGGGAAAAUAAUGAACCAGAGUGGCAGCGCUGGUCUGCUAGUCUGCUCGUGACAAUACAUGUAGUGGGUACAACUUAUUGGUGUUGACGGCAGCUGCUUAGGUGAAGGUGUUUUGUGUAAAAAGAUUUUGAAAUUCACUUAGAUUAAAUUUUUUGUAGAUUUUUUUGUAGUAUAGUGUGAAUAUAGAAUAAUACAUUUGUUUUAUGUAGACUUCAGUGUACAGUGUAGAUGAAUAGUGAAUGAAUUCGAAACAUCUCUAAAUUUAGAUAAUUUUACCUAGAUGUUGUCACUGCAUAAAUCUGCUUUGAAAUGUUUCUUCCCACACACACUACUUCACUCUGAAGUCACAAACUACAUCAUUUCUUCAGUCCGAAGCUAACACUUGUAAAAUUUUGCACAUAGCCUCCUUCAAACUGACACUCUAUUGUCAGUGCACACCAACACGUCACAUGCACACCACCUCAGACUCUCACACACACUGAUGCUAGCCCUUAUCUUAGAUGUAGACUGUGCAUAGUUUUAUCAACAGUUGCUUCGAGUGAAAUGUCAACUAAGAAAAGACUCUUAUAACAUCCCACCAUUGUGUCUAUCGGUGAUCACUGUAGUAUUAUGAGUGAGGUGCCAAAACUGUUUGUCAUCAUAUGUACUCAAGAAACUUUAUUUAACAAUGAUUUGGGUCACUGUGAGGGACCUACAGCCUUGUGAAAUUGUGACGUACUAUGGCUUGUGGAGCAACUAUGUGUGCAGGUGUGUAUGUUUGUGUGUGUGUGUGUGUGUGUGUGUGUGUGUGUGUGUGUGUGUGUGUGUGUGUGUGUGUGUGUGUGUGUGUGUGUGUGUGUGUGUGUGUGUGAGAGAGAGAGAGAGAGAGAGAGAGAGAGAGAGUGAUCACGUUUGCACCAGUUAUAGUACAAGUGCAAUGCGUUCCCAGCCAUUGUUGUGUGACAGUGAACCAGUAUGUUGGUGACCCAGUGAGGGAAGGGUCACAGAAGGACAAGGAAGGGGCUCUGCAUGGUGCCAAAUGGAUUAUUGUGUUCAUUGUAACUCCACAGAAUUGUUUUGUCGUGCAUUCUUGUGAGUGCAAGUGGAAGGUCCUUUUUCUGGUGUGAUUUAAAAGAUGUGUGACAAAAAUACUUGCUUUGUUACUUUUACUGACAUAAUGAAUUUUGUGAUAUAUAAGUAAUGUGUGAAUGGGAAAGGCAGGCAAAGUUUUGAAAGAUAGAAUAUAAGGCAGAUUAAGUUUUGAAAGAUUAAGUAACAAUACCCAGCAAUGUGAUGAUUUUUUAAGUAAGAAUGGUGUUUGGGACUAACAAAAUUUUGUGUUAUCUGUCUACUUAUGUACUUGCUGAUAUUCCAACAAAGAGAGAUAGAAUAGAGAAACUUAAACGGUUAAAUGAAUAGAGUACGUGUCUUUCUAUAUUGAGCAGCCUUCUUUCCAAUUUUUUUUGACCAGUCUCUCUUAUACAAAAAAUACUUCAGGAUAUAAUUCAAGUGUAGCAGUAUUUGAGAAUAAUAGCCCAUCUCACAUGAUCAGCUAGAUUAAUCUGAGGCUUAAUAUUCAAGGAUGAGUGUGCUGGGAAUCAAAGCAUUUAACCUAACCUAACAAACAUAACCAGACUUUAUGGUGACAGGGAUAUUUCAGCAUUUCAUGACAUCUCUUCAUUCAAACUUACAUGCUUUGCUCUUUGCUCCUUUUCAGCAGUGUUAUUUAUUUACUUUGGUAUUUAUUAUAUCUAUUUGGGUAUAUACAUAGUAUUUAUUUAUUUAUUCAUGCUUGUCAUAUGAAGAAGGAAUGUUGCAUAAGAAGAGAUCCCUUUUCUCUAGCUUUCUUCUGUUCUUAUCUUGAUCAAUGAGCUUCAAGUCAUGAAAAAACAUGCAUAACAUAAGGAAGUAAAAACAUUAAUUAUAUCUGCCUAAUGCUUCUGUGGUCUUCAAAUGUGUGUCUUGUAUUGAUUGAAGGUGAUAUUUAUGUAUGUGUAUUAUGAAUUUUAAAGAUGUGUUUGUGUGUGUAUGUGUGUGUGUGUGUGUGUGUGUGUGUGUGUGUGUGUGUGUGUGUGUGUGUGUGUGUGUGUGUGUGUGUGUAAAGCACAGGUUUAGAAAUUUGUUAGCAUUUGUUACAAAUUAUUUUUUGACUCAUGCCUUGUACGAAUUAUGAUAGAUUCCUUAACAUGUUUUAUAAGAAAGUUUGGGGAGCAUAGGCUAUAGCAAAAAGAAAGAAGAGAGGGAAGUCAUAGGUUGAAGAAAGGACCCUAGCUAGUCAUGAACUUUUCAUUCACUGGACGCAUUUCUGACAUGAAGUUAGUGUGAUGUAAGAGGAAAGUACGUACAAUUUGACUUUUAUCUUUCGUAUUCAGUUAGUUAGUAUUGUGUCUAUCACCAGCCACCACCACCAGCAGGACAGGGAGUGUGGCUGAGUCGGGGCUCGAGCAGAGAGUUACAGUGAGGCCAUUACUUGUCUGAGCCUUGAAGAUGUUACUGGAGUCAGGCAGCAGAAUGUUGUAUCAAAAGGUUUGUUGAAAGUAGUUUGUUUGUAGACCUUUUCAUGAGUACUCUCUCUCCUUUUCUUUUUUAAGUUCUAAUGUGGCCUCAGGUAUAAGUUUUGUGUUGAGUCUCCUGAUACUGUCAGUGGUGAGGGCUGAGGCUGUUGUUGAAUGUUUUAUGUAUGUUGUUUAACUUAUUUGAAUAUUCGUGUUUUUAUUUGUACUUACGUACAUCUUAUAUGUCCGAGUGAUAAUGUGGCAAAACAAAACAGCAUUUAUUAUUUUAGUUCUCAUAAAGUUUGUUACAUUGUCGUUCCAAUGAAGUAGGUAUAAUAUAUUUAGUUAAUUGUUGGGAAUGCUGGUACUUUAACUGAAGACUUGAAUAUAUAAUGUGCAAUAAAUUAACUGUAAUUGUAAGGACAUUGAUAUACUGCAAAUACUGUUAUGUAUUUAUCCUACAACUAUUUAUUUCCUAGACUUUUAUGAAAAAUAUGUCCAUCACCAUCACCUCCAUCAUUAGGGAACAACACAUGAUCAUGUUACUACAGACAAAAACUAGGAAACACCUCCUCUUGUGUUUAUUGUUUCACAUGUGACCUAGUAGAUGGCAUAAACACAUCCAUAAUUUUAUUGAAUGUGCAUACAAUAAUCCUAAAUCAGGUUCCCAUAGAUACUGGGCUGAAAUGAGAUUUUAUCAUCAGGAAUUUAUUUUGUUUUAUUUAUCUAUUUAACUACUUCCAAAGACAUGAUUGCACAACAUUACAAACUGUAAUGAAAAAUAGACCGUCAAUACAGUAUAUACAUAAUACAUUCCUAGAGAACAUUCUUAAAGGCUUGUACUAUCCUGGCUGGAGUCAAGCUGCUUCAUAUGUGUGUAUGGCUAGUAGCAUGAAGGAUCCACACCAUCCACACUUACCUGGCUGUAAAAAAAAACAGAAGAAAAGUGUUUGUAUAUAGAGAAUAAGAGGAAUGACAGGAUGCCAUGUGUUGGAUAGGUGACAUGAAAAAUGACAUAGCAUAAGAAGUGGCAUAAUGUGGGUAAUGGGGUGUGAGGGAUUGGUGGAGGUAGAGUUUGAAGGUUAUAAAAAAGAUAAUUAUUCAGAUAUGUUUUUGAGAAAUUCCAUCUCAUAAUUAUCUUCUAACGUUGAUUAAAAGACUGUUAAAGAAUCACUGUGCUUGGGCUAAAGAGAAUAAAGAUUGAGAUAAGUUUUCUAGAAAUUCCAUUAUGUACUUAUUCUUUAGGGCUUAACCUGAGAAAAUAGAGAAUGAAGGCCACAGACACCCCAUAGCCCAGCCUGGUUUUGUCUCUGCCACACCCACACCCGAGGGAGGAGGGAGGGAGGGUUCAUGGGUGUGGCAUGUGUCCCCGGUGGCCCAGUGUGCAUGUGAGGGGCUGCUGCUCCCUGCACUGGUGUGGGCGACCGCCUAACCCCGCCAACCAGGUUAUGGUGACAAUUGUUUGAUUAUAUGAUAUAAUACUGAUAGUUAAUAUUUUUUCACACAUUAAAAAAAUUUGAUGAAA